AUGGCGACGACGACGACGACGACGACGACGACGACGCCGAUGCCGAUGCCGAUGCCGACAGGCUGGACUACGGUGUGGACAGCGAUGCCGCAGAAGGCGUGGGCGGUGGCCGACCACCUGCCACCGCCGGCCCAUGCACGAUUUGCCGACACGACGCUGCGGCAGACUGUGCGGAUACUGGGACGAGCCCCUCUUGCGGAGGAGACAAAGCAGGGCCCGAGCGUGUGCCCAAGCCGGGGGCGCAGCCAGUUGCAGACGCGGCGGUUCCGGCUGCGACUGAGCAACACGUUUGGCGCAUCCGACCUACACAUCACGACGGCGACGGUGGGUGUGCCGCGGCGGCCUGGCGGGGGCGAUGAAAGAGACGUGGACAGCAAAGGCGACACCGCCCACGGCGACGACGACGGGGCCCACGUGUCUGGCUCGCGAUUCGUCGACGUCGACCGUGUACGGCCGGUGCUGUUUUCGGGUCAGCGGUCGGCCGUGGUUCCGGCUGGGUGUCUCCUGCUGUCUGAUCCCGUGGACGUGCUUUUUGGAGAGCAAGGAAAGCCAAGGACCAUGUCCACGUCCGGGCCCGCCACCGAAACGCUGUCCAUCACCCUCUACUUUGCAGACGGCGUUGACGUCGCCACCGACGCGGACGCGCCUGCGCUCACGACGCACCCGGGCAGCCGGACGCAGUCGUGGCUGUGCCAGGGCGGCGACCAGACGGCGUCGGCGUCGCUGGGCGGCGGCCACAGUCUAAGCAGUGUCGCGCACUGGUACUUUCUGGCGGGCGUGGAGGAGUGCUGUGUUGCGGGGCCGGCCGGCGGCCGCAAAGCCCUGGUUCUCGUGGGCGACAGCAUUACCGACGGGCGGUGCAGCACCGACAAUGGCAACGACCGGUGGCCGGAUCUUUUGUGGAAGCGAAUGGAGGAGGAGGACGACGACGGCGAAAAAGGCAAGGGGUGGACGUCGCGGUACACGCUGUUGAACCAAGCCGCCGGCGGCAACUGUGUGCUGCGCGAGGGCACGGGCGGGCCGGCGCUGCUGGCGCGGCUCGACCGGGACGUGCUGUCGCAGCCGGGCGUGGCGGGCGUCCUUUUGUUUGCGGGCGUCAACGACAUUGGGACGACGGCAGGGGGAGACACGGACGAGGCGGCACAGCACGACGUGGGCGACCAGCUGAUGGCCACGUUCGUCGAGGUGGCCUGGCGGUGCCGUGCGGCGGGCCUGGCGGUGUUUAUCGCGACGAUCGCGCCGUUUUGCGGGCCUGGUCGACAAGAGUCGGAGAAACAGCCGUACUCUUCGCCGGCGCGCGAGCGAACACGGCAGCGCGUCAAUGGAUGGAUCCGGGCGUCGUCGACGGCGGCGGCCGGCGGCGCAUCUGCGCUGUUUGACGGCCUGGUGGACUUUGACGCGGUGCUGCGAGACCCGGACCCUGCGUGCGCCGGCCGUCUUUUGCCGGCGUACGACUCGGGCGACUAUUUACAUCCAAACGUGGCGGGUUUCCAGGCCAUGGCAAAGUCGUUUCCGCUGCAUUUGUUGGAGACAAUGUAA
Sporothrix schenckii 1099-18 is the source of this 1539-nucleotide messenger RNA. Its product is annotated as extracellular GDSL-like lipase/acylhydrolase. NCBI's taxonomy places the organism in Eukaryota, Fungi, Ascomycota, Sordariomycetes, Ophiostomatales, Ophiostomataceae. The transcript has a single exon. The record is from RefSeq and is a predicted model, not a curated record. Bases 1 to 1539 code for a protein of 512 amino acids.